Molecule: messenger RNA, 252 nt
Organism: Glarea lozoyensis ATCC 20868
Lineage: Eukaryota; Fungi; Ascomycota; Leotiomycetes; Helotiales; Helotiaceae
Exons: 1
Coding region: 1-252 (83 amino acids)
Source: RefSeq, a predicted model, not a curated record
AUGAAACUCAGACCCAUCAUAGCCCUCAGCCUAACCGCCGCCGCUGGCGUCGUCCCCGGCAAGCCAAACCCCUCCUCAGGAGAAGAUUCUGGGCAGAAGCCUGCGGAGCCAGUUCAUAGGAAUGCUCAGCAGCCAGUUAAUGUGAAUGCUCAACAUCAACAGACUCAUGAGAGGUUGUUUGGGGGUGCGCAGGGGUGGGUUAAACAAGCUGAUGGAAGUCAGAAGUGGGUUGGGGGGACGGUUAGGAACUAG